CUGGUAGAAGAGAGAGAGACCUAUUCCUGACUAUGUCGAGGAGAAAGUUGGAGAAUAAAAGCCUUUCUGGCUUGUUAGCUACAUCUCUGCAGACACAAAUCAAGACAGACAAUUUCCACAAUUUUUAUAUGCUUGAAUCAAAAGAGCUGGGAAGAGGAAGAUGUGCUGUUGUUAGAAAAUGUAUAGCUAAAUCCACAGGCCAAGAGUAUGCAGCUAAAUUUUUAAAGAAAAGAAGAAGAGGUCAAGACUGCAAAGCAGAGAUUCUUCAUGAAAUUGCUGUGCUUGAAUUAAUGAAAUCUAAUCCUCGCAUAGUUAAUCUCCAUGAAGUCUAUGAAACAGCAAAUGAAAUCAUCUUAGUGUUGGAAUAUGCUGCUGGAGGAGAAAUAUUUGAUCUGUGCGUCCCAGAUCUGGAUGACAGAAUUGGUGAAAGGGAUAUUAUAAGACUUAUAAGACAAAUACUGGAAGGACUUCGCUGCUUACAUGAAAACAAUAUUGUUCAUCUUGAUUUAAAGCCUCAAAAUAUUUUGCUGAGCAGCAUCAAUCCUCUUGGUGAUGUAAAAAUUGUAGAUUUUGGUAUGUCCCGAAAGCUUGAGAAUUCUAGUGAACUGCGACAGAUCAUGGGAACAACAGAGUAUCUAGCUCCAGAAAUCUUAAACUAUGAUCCUAUUACCACAGCUACAGAUAUGUGGAACAUAGGUGUAAUUUCAUACAUGCUGCUGACACAGGAAUCUCCAUUUGUGGGAGCCGAUAAUCAAGAAACUUACCUUAAUAUAUCUCAAGUUAAUGUGGAUUAUUCAGAAGAAACAUUUUCAUCAGUUUCACAGCCUGCCAAAGACUUCGUUCAAAAACUUCUCAUAAAAAAUCCAGAGUAA
Antrostomus carolinensis (chuck-will's-widow) is the source of this 872-nucleotide messenger RNA. RefSeq names its product serine/threonine kinase 17b (gene STK17B). Gene Ontology annotation, cellular component: nucleus. The transcript is spliced from 6 exons. Bases 33 to 872 code for a protein of 279 amino acids. Gene Ontology annotation, biological process: positive regulation of apoptotic process; intracellular signal transduction; protein phosphorylation. NCBI's taxonomy places the organism in Eukaryota, Metazoa, Chordata, Aves, Caprimulgiformes, Caprimulgidae. The record is from RefSeq and is a predicted model, not a curated record. Gene Ontology annotation, molecular function: protein serine/threonine kinase activity; ATP binding.